This is a messenger RNA of Nematolebias whitei (Rio pearlfish), 1356 nucleotides long. It is a transcript of the gene gpn2, whose product is annotated as GPN-loop GTPase 2. The coding region runs from base 192 to 1133 and encodes 313 amino acids. NCBI's taxonomy places the organism in Eukaryota, Metazoa, Chordata, Actinopteri, Cyprinodontiformes, Rivulidae. Gene Ontology annotation, cellular component: cytoplasm. The record is from RefSeq and is a predicted model, not a curated record. The transcript is spliced from 5 exons. Gene Ontology annotation, molecular function: GTPase activity.
CAUUUUGAUACAAUCAGUUCCACAUGUCCAGUGUUGUAGUAACUUCGUUUUACUUCCUCUGCGUUUUGUUGUCCACGUCCGGAUGCUAACCAUAACAUUAGCCUCAUUUUUGCUAAUAAUCCAAAGUGUGUGUGUUUAUGCCCGGUCUGGAUGCUGACAGUCCUCACAUGUGGACUGUAGCUUUUUAAAACAUGUCUGCACACACCGGAGCAGUAAAACCUCUGCGCUUCGGUCAGGUGGUCAUCGGACCUCCGGGCUCAGGUAAAACCACCUACUGCCGAGGAAUGCAACAGUUCUUGACUAAAAUGGGACGCAAAGUGGUCGUGGUGAAUAUGGACCCAGCCAACGAAGGAACACCUUAUCAAUGUGACGUGGAUAUUUCCGAGCUGGUGACCCUGGAUGAUGUCAUGGAGAACCUGAAGCUCGGACCCAACGGUGGUCUUCUGUACUGUAUGGAGUAUGUGGAGGCAAAUCUGGACUGGCUGGAGAGCAAGCUGACGUCACACGGUGACUGUUACUUCCUGUUUGACUGUCCUGGACAGGUGGAGCUUUACACCCACCAGACUUCAGUAAAGAACAUAUUCUCGCAGCUGACCAAGUGGAAUUUCAGGCUGACGGCAGUCCACCUUGUAGACUCUCAUUACUGCGCUGAUCCAGCCAAGUUCAUCUCAGUGCUGUGCACUACUCUGUCCACCAUGUUGCAUGUGGAGCUCCCCCACGUCAACAUCCUUUCCAAGAUGGAUCUCAUCGAGCAGUAUGGAAAACUAGCUUUCAACCUGGAUUUUUACACCGAAGUGUUGGACUUGACCUAUCUUCUCGACCACUUGGCUGCAGAUCCCUUCUUCAAAAAAUUCCACCGUCUGAAUGAAAAGUUGGCAGAAGUUGUUCAAGAUUACAGCCUUGUCUCGUUUGUGCCUCUUAACGUGGAGGACAAAGAAAGCAUGAUUCAGGUCUUGCGAGCGGUGGACAAAGCUAACGGCUACUGCUUCGGAGACCUGGAGGAGAGAAACCUGCAGGCGAUGAUGUCAGCCGCAGUGGGGGCAGACUUCCAGUUCAACUCUACUCUCGGGGUACAAGAGAGAUAUGUUGAAACUCGUGCGAAGACUUUGGAGGAGGAAAUGAUGGAUCUGUAAGAUGAAAGUUGGUGUACCAUUCAGACUCGGCAACCUCUGUCCCAGUUGUCCAAAAUGUAUGGUUGUCGCUACAAAAAGCUAGAAAGACGAGUGGAAUGUGGAUACCCUCAGACUGCUUCGGACAAACCACGAUGAGGAAGACUGUCACCUCAUAACAGUGCGCAUGAUAUUUUUUGUACUGCAAGAAUAGUAAAUAUUAACACCAGUGUAUUUGUUCAAAUAA